AUGCCUACACUCCUAUCAAGAAUCCUAAAGAGGGUGGGACUAGAGGUAGUACACAUUGCUGUUGUCCGCCACUCUCGUCAAGGCGACCGACGGAUUUUCCAAUCCUCCUUUCCUCGAAAUUACUGGACGGAUGUCACUGUGACCGAAAGUGAAAACGAGAAGAAAUGGGCAGGCUCAAUCAGGGCCACAAUCGAGAAAGAGAUCCGAACGAUGGAUGAUCACACUCACUGGCGCUGUCGCGCGGUUACUGUCAGUCCAAGAGACCCCAACCGGAUCAGGAUCGCGUGUCGCGAUGAAGCCGAGCACCAGCUGGUCAAGGAAGUGGCGGAAGCAAAGAUCGGGAGGGGAGCCCGGGUGCUCCGGGACGAGCUCUACCCGAUCAAGGUCGACAGCGUCAAGAGGGCUGCGGUACUGGGUGAAAACCAUGACAUUCUGACAGGAGCAGCGGCCGCCCUUGGUGAGGAGAAUGAAACUACUGUCGCCAAGAUGACAUGGCUUAGCAGCAAGGAGGCUGCGAAGCCAUAUGGAUCAAUGGUCGUGUACCUCACCAAAGGCACUGACGCGCGAAGGCUCCUGGCCGACGGAUACUUCCACGUUGGAGGGGAAUUGGGACAACCAGCGUCUUUGAAUAUCGACCACGACCGGUGCAAUGCUACAACUGCCAAGAGAUUGGUCACAAGGCAUUCCAAUGCAAGAAGAUCCAAAAGUGCGCAAAAUGCGCCACGGAGGGCCAUCACUACAGUCGCUGCGACCAAGGGGUUCCAAAGUGCGUUCCGUGCGGUGGGCCACAUGAAUCGUUUAGCAAGAACUGCCGGAAGCUCUACCCAUCACGUCAUGAAUAAACCACUUCGAAUGAUCCAAUUGAAUGUGAGGAAGCAGGGUGCAGUCCUUGAAAGCUUGAUGAACGACGAAGAAACCAAGGGCGCAGUGGCGUUAGCGAUUCAGGAACCCCAGGCGAGGAGGAUCCAGGGCCGGCUCUUGACCACCCCGAUGGGACACCACAGAUGGACGAAGAUGGUCCCCUCCACUUGGAGGGAAGGCAGAUGGGCGAUCCGAAGCAUGCUUUGGGUGAAUAAAGACAUAGAAGCGGAGCAAGUGGCUAUAGAAUCCCCGGAUCUGACAGCGGCGAUCGUCCGGCUACCCGAACGGCUGAUCUUCAUGGCAUCGGUCUACGUCGAAGGCGGAGAGGCCUCGGCGCUAGAAGACGCAUGCGAUCACCUAAGAAAGGCAAUCUUAAAGGUGCGACGAGACACGGGCGCUGUGGUGGAUAUCAUGAUCAUGGGAGACUUCAACCGCCAUGACCAACUCUGGGGCGGAGACGAGGUGUCCCUGGGAAGACAGGGCGAAGCGGACCCAAUCAUUGACCUCAUGAUCGAAUUUGCUCUUAGCAGCUUGCUCAAACGAUGUACAAAAACAUGGCACGGUGGGGGACAGAGCGGGGACUGCGAGUCGACCAUCGACCUCGUCCUAGCCUCUGACAAUUUGACAGACCUAAUGACCAAAUGUGUAAUACACGGGACUGAACAUGGCUCGGAUCACAGGACGAUCGAGACUGUGUUCGAUGCAUCGUGGUCAGCCCCGGAGCAUCAGGAACGACUUCUUCUGAAAAACGCGCCGUGGAACGAGAUUAAUGCUAGAAUUGCGAGCACCCUGGCCGCCACUCCGUCAGAGGGCACAGUACAGCAGAAAGCCGAUCGACUAAUGUCCGCGGUCUCGGACGCGGUUAUAUCACUUCCAAUCCCUGACGUAAGGUUCAGCCACCGUGAUACUCAACACAGUACUCGGCCUCUAGUCAACUGUUCCAGAUCACGGGGCCUAGAUCUAAAGUCUCGUGGCCACAGCUCCUCAACCACGGACCCAUAUCUCCAGACUUGA
Molecule: messenger RNA, 1875 nt
Organism: Penicillium antarcticum
Lineage: Eukaryota; Fungi; Ascomycota; Eurotiomycetes; Eurotiales; Aspergillaceae
Product: exonuclease/endonuclease/phosphatase family protein
Exons: 2
Coding region: 1-1875 (624 amino acids)
Molecular function (GO): catalytic activity
Source: RefSeq, a predicted model, not a curated record